AUUAACGAACCAAAAGCGGAAAUAUAACUGAAUGCGCACGCAUCUUACAGAAGGAUCAUCUGUUUCCCAACAAACACAGAAAACACAGAAAAUUAUCAAGAUAUCAGCCGAUUCCUUAAUAUUUAUAGCAGUAUACCAUACAACUACAAUCCUGGCUAAUCCUGGCAUGAGCCAGAUGAGGUGUGGUGCCUAUGGCCGAUUCAGUUGAUUGUCAGUCAGGUGGGGGGAGUAAACAACACACACGUAAAACAGGGGCCAGACACACAAAUAGAGAGGUUAGAAGUCCUGCUAUAGCGAGGAGGACCAGGAGCCGGGACAAACAACCUGACGAUACUGAAGUGGUUAUAAAGCCAGAGAAAGCUGCUAGGGAAGGCUCCAAAGAAAAGAAAGCUGGAAUAAAUUUUAAUCAGAACUUGAACGCAAAUUCAUCAGAAAGCUCUACAGAGUUUUCUACACAAAGACGAAGGCGAUCAAGCUCGGGUAGUUCUAAAUCUAAAACAUUAUUACAUACAGACUCUACUAGUAACAGAAAAAGGUCACAAAGUGAGGAAAGUUUAAGUUCAAGGACAAAUUCUCCGCCACGAGGAAGUGGAAGUAGGGGCAGAGUAAGGUCUGCAUCUAGCGUAUCAAAUAACGAGAAAAGUGGAAUUAAUUUAUCUUGUUCAAAGACAUCUGCUAGCUCUGUAUCUGUUAAACCCUCUUCAUCAAAAUCGUCAAGAUCCAGGAAAAGGAGUGGUGCAUUGUCUGUUUCAAGCACAUUAUCAAGUAUUGACAUAGAGUCUGCUUCUGUAGCACCUUCUCAUUCAUCAUCUAAAGCUUCUGUAAGCUCUUCGAAAACCAGAAGCAAUAGCGGUUCUAGUUUAGCAUCUGUGUCAAGUGAAGGCUUGCUGACUGCGAAUUGUGAAAAGUGCCGCAAGGGUAAAAAAACUAAAAAAGGGGGAAAAAGUCGGAAGUCAAAAAAAGGAGAGCCCUCAAAACCAAGAAAAGCAACCCAACGGGCCCCGUGCGGGGAAGGGCCCGGAACAUAUCGCGUAUAUCGUAAAAGAUCAAACACCGCUAAAUCUGCAACAUCGCUUGUUGAACCUGUUGCUAAGUGCAGCAAAGUGGAAUCUAAAACUGACGUUGAUAUUAAAUUAGAGAGAAAAAUCGAAGUCAGUGUUACAAAUCACGGUAUUCACGAGCAAGCGUUGCCAGCUAGUUUUCUAAUCGCAGGAACUAGUUAUUCCCGGGACACAAACACAUCACAGCCACCAAAUAAAAAGUCCAAGUUGGAUAAGAAGGCGAAAAAGAAGGACAAAAAGUCUCAGAAAUCGGAGAGUCCAAAAGGUGCUACGGGGAGUUCAACUUCAAAAUCCUCACCGCCGGAGCUGAAUAGCUUACGGCGGCAUACACGUGCUAAGAAGACGGGCUCCUGUGCUAGUAGUAGGUCAGUAAAGUAG
Ruditapes philippinarum (Manila clam) is the source of this 1439-nucleotide messenger RNA. RefSeq names its product micronuclear linker histone polyprotein-like. The coding region runs from base 192 to 1439 and encodes 415 amino acids. The record is from RefSeq and is a predicted model, not a curated record. Lineage: Eukaryota; Metazoa; Mollusca; Bivalvia; Venerida; Veneridae. The transcript has 5 exons.